AAAAAAUUGCUCUUGGUCCCAAUUCAAUUUUCUUUGUAUAAAAUAUGUUUUCUAGGGGUAAAAAUGAAAAUAUGCUGAAACUAUUAAAAAACGAAACAAUUACAAAUCAAGAUUAGAUUUUCCUUGACAAAAAAGAAAUAGUGGAAAUGUGGAAUCAUUUCUUGAUGAGAUUUUUAAUUGUCUAAUGAUAUAAUUCUUGAAGAAGAAACAAGAAACAUCUCACCUUAUCCAAUUCCCUGAGCUCACUCAUCAUGGGAGGCGGUUUCAUGUUUUCCGCCAACUCCGCCACUUUCUCCGCCGCCUCGCCGCCGUCCCCCACCCCAACUCCGGCUGUUUGCGCCCAACUUCAACCGUGCUAUUGCUCUGCAAACGACACCUUUUUUGGGCCGGUUCCUUCUCGAGCAGAAGUUGAAACUGCAAUUCUUGAACUCCAAAGGUUUAUGCACGAUCUUUCAACUACUAAAUCCGAGCAAAUGCAUCAUCACUUCCAAUCUCCCGGAUUCAUGAAAUUUUCUGAGGCGUUCGCCAUGAUGCAAGCAGAGCCACCUCUUCUGAACUUGGUUGUCUCUAUUUCGUGUGAUGAAGCCGUUUGGGAGGCCAUGUUGAGUAACGAGGCAGUUGCCUCAAUCUCUGCAGCUGCUAAAGAAGAAGAGAAGGUGGUGAUCAUGAGCUGCCCUAAGAAGGCAGAUUUGGGUGAUGUUAUGUUGAGAUGGAUUGUGGGGUUGGCCAAGUCCAAAGUCUUGCAGCUGCUCGAAAGCUUUGCAUCGCUCGUGGCUGAGAUUUUCCAACCGCCUUCAAAAGAAAAACCUACAUCACAGCUUGACGAUCUUCUUGAUGAGAAGGUCAGAUCUUCGUUGCUGCUCUCUGUCGUUAUCCUUCUCAUUGUCGUUGUUGUUCGCGGGCAGCCUUAAACCAGCUCAGUUGAUGAUCAUAUAUAGUGUUCUAUAUUUUCUUGAUUUUUAUUUAUUUGGUUUGGUUUGUAAGUUUUCUUGACACCUAUUUGCUGUUUCCAUUUGGAGAAACUUUUGGUUUCACAGGCAACCAUUUUGUUAUUUAAGUUUGGUGGUCUAAGAAAUAAACAUAUACUAUAUCUCAAA
Messenger RNA from Salvia miltiorrhiza (redroot sage), 1097 nucleotides. RefSeq lists its product as uncharacterized. The transcript has 4 exons. The record is from RefSeq and is a predicted model, not a curated record. Bases 252 to 911 code for a protein of 219 amino acids. Lineage: Eukaryota; Viridiplantae; Streptophyta; Magnoliopsida; Lamiales; Lamiaceae.